Molecule: messenger RNA, 3271 nt
Organism: Arabidopsis arenosa
Lineage: Eukaryota; Viridiplantae; Streptophyta; Magnoliopsida; Brassicales; Brassicaceae
Source: the annotation of a GenBank genome assembly
GUUUGUUAAACCAGAGUCACCCGGUUUUGGCUCCGUCUAUGUCACCACCGCCGCCGCCAGAUUCUGUUGAGCUGACGGUGUUUGGGAUCGUUAAUGAGAACGGAAGAAUGUCUGAUGAGUUCCAGAUUGGGGAUUACGACGCUGAGUCGGCGGAGACGUUGGGAAAUCAGACGGGAAUUGAGACACUAAAUCCACCACGGUUAGAGUUAGUGAGAGGCAAUUCGAGAUGUGUUGGGAAAAAUAUGACGGAGUACAUUCCUUGUUCGGAGAUGAGGUGUGGUUCAACCAUACUAAACUUUGUCGACAUGGAGCUGAUUGAUCAGAUCUCCGAGGUUAAUAGAUUUCAAUAUGAUUCCCGACAUGUAUCAGCUUUGUUGUUCUUGACAUUGGAUGUGGUGUGUUCGUCGGAGGGAUCGAAGAAAUCUUCCGAUGAGGACAAGCGGUUAAUGAGCUUCUCGUAUGACUUGUUGUUUGUGAAACUUUAUUGUGAUCAUAGAGUAGAAUUACAGCCAUAUGGCCUUGUCAACUUAGGGAACAGUGCUCUCGGCCACUUAUAUCAUACCUUAGUAGGGGAUUACACUCUAAAACAUUUUUCCUCGGUUCACUAUAUGUGGUGUCAGUGCAGUCAUCUUGCUGGUAAUUUGAAAUGGCAAAGCUGGGACAUGGAUCAGGGUCUUGGUAUGGCUACUUAUUGGAAGCAUGGUCUAUCUCUUCUAUGGCCGAUCUCACAUGGAUUCGAUGAGAUAUGGCGACUUGGUCUCAGGAGUGAAACUGAACAGGUUGUUCGACAUGCAUCUCCAACUGGGGAAACGGGAAUGCUUGUUGUCGACUCUGUGGUGCCAAGUGGCCCUGCUGAUAAACAUUUGGAGCCGGGAGAUGUUCUUGUUCGGGUGAAUGGGACAGUGCUCACACAAUUUUUGAAUUUGGAGAAUCUGCUUGAUGACGGAGUUGGCCAGAUACUUGAACUGGAGAUUGAAAGGGGUGGACAACCACUAUCUGUUAGUGUAUCAGUACAAGAUUUACACUCAAAUCACUCCAGACCACUUCCUGGAAGUAAGCGGUGCUGUAAUUCAUCCGUUGUCUUAUCAGCAGGGUUUACUGUCAGGGCUCGCAAUUUUCGUUUUCCUUGUGGCCUGGCAUAUGUUGCGGACCCUGGAUACAUGCUAUUUAGAGCUGGGGUCCCUCGACAUGCUAUCAUAAAGAAGGUUGCUAAUGAGGACAUUUCCGGUCUUGGAGAUUUAGUAUCUGUUCUUUCAAAGCUUUCUAGGGGUGCUCGUGUUCCCUUGGAAUAUAUGUCUCACACUGAUCGUCAUCGCAAGAAGUCUGUGUUAGUCACGAUUGAUCGUCAUGAAUGGUACGCUCCUCCUCAGUUGUAUACCCGUAAUGACAGCUCUGGUUUAUGGGAUGCGAAACCUGCAAUUGAACCUGCUUCUGUUUCACCGUCUAUUGGUAAUAAUGGGUUGCCUAUAAGCCAAGAUAUUUCUCUAUGCCAUCACGAUACAGAACCCAUGCAUGAAGUGAAUGUUCGUGGGGUUACUGAUAUUGCAGCUAUUAUGGAAGCCUCUAGUGGGGAUGGUUCUCAGAAUGAUUUUGGCUCAGAAGCAAAGAAACAAAGAGUUGACGAUGAAUCUUUAGAUGGGAUUGCUUCAAACGGUUCCUUAUAUGGCAGUGAAUUUAAAUCUGAUGAUGCAAUGGCAACAGAUAGUACAGUUUUAAGAGACUUCGAAGGUGCAACAGCACUGCCUGCUAAUGCUUCAUUGGCUGAGCGUGCUAUUGAGCCUGCUCUUGUCAUGUUUGAGGUUCAUGUACCACCACCAUGCAGUCUUGAUGGUGUACACUCCCAACAUUUCUUUGGGACUGGCAUCAUAAUAUAUCAUUCUUCUAGCAUGGGACUUGCUGUGGUGGACAAAAACACUGUUGUGAUUUCUGCAUCUGAUGUUAUGUUGUCCUUUGCUGCUUUUCCAGUCGAGAUUCCUGGAGAGGUAGUAUUUCUUCAUCCUGUUCACAACUAUGCUCUUAUUGCGUAUAAUCCGUCAGCAAUGGAUCCUGCCAGUGCUUCAGUCAUUCGUGCAGCUGAGCUACUACCUGAACCUGCACUCCAACGUGGAGAUUCAGUCUAUCUUGUCGGAUUGAGUAGGAACCUUCAAGCUACAUCAAGAAAAUCUAUUGUGACCAAUCCAUGUGCAGCGUUAAACAUUGGGUCUGCUGAUUCUCCCCGCUACAGAGCUACUAAUAUGGAAGUAAUUGAGCUUGAUACAGAUUUUGGUAGCUCAUUUUCAGGGGCGCUGACUGAUGAGCAGGGAAGAAUCCGGGCUAUUUGGGGAAGCUUUUCGACUCAGGUUAAAUAUAGUUCCACUUCGUCAGAAGACCAUCAGUUUGUCAGAGGUAUCCCGGUAUAUGCAAUCAGCCAAGUCCUUGAAAAAAUCAUAACCGGUGGAAAUGGACCAGCUCUUCUCAUAAAUGGUGUCAAAAGGCCAAUGCCACUUGUUCGGAUUUUGGAAGUUGAAUUGUAUCCUACUUUGCUUUCAAAAGCACGGAGUUUUGGUCUGAGUGAUGCAUGGAUCCAAGUCCUAGUCAAGAAGGACCCUGUUAGACGUCAAGUUCUGCGUGUUAAAGGUUGCCUGGCAGGAUCAAAAGCUGAAAACCUUCUUGAACAAGGCGAUAUGGUUCUGGCAGUCAAUAAGAUGCCAGUUACAUGCUUCAAUGACAUAGAAGCCGCUUGCCAAACAUUGGAUAAGGGUAGCCACAGCGAUGAAAAUCUCAAUCUAACAAUCCUUCGACAGGGCCAAGAACUGGAACUCGUAGUUGGAACUGAUAAAAGAGAUGGGAAUGGAACGACAAGAGCGAUAAACUGGUGCGGAUGCGUUGUUCAGGAUCCUCAUCCUGCGGUUCGUGCUCUUGGAUUUCUUCCUGAGGAAGGUCAUGGUGUCUAUGUCACAAGAUGGUGUCACGGGAGUCCCGCUCACCGAUAUGGCCUCUACGCACUUCAAUGGAUUGUGGAAGUUAAUGGGAAGAAGACUCCUGACCUAAACGCAUUCGCAGAUGCUACCAAGGAGCUAGAGCACGGGCAGUUUGUGCGUAUAUGCGAUUUUAACUAUGGUUCUUCAGAAUGUGGAGGAGGAGCUUCAGAAUGUGGUUCAUGCCGUUGAUCAGAUGACAACAAAGACUCCUUCACAAGUUUGAAAAGCUUACACAAGUGUGACCAAAGCUCUGAAUCUUUAUCCUGGAGUAAUUGAAGAAAAUGACAGCAUAAUAAAUCAGCCAGAAAAAG